CUAAAAAAUUUCCUGGUCCUUGCCGGUCCUUAAUAUCUUUAAGACUCUGCAUUCCCCUUCAACCUCAAGUUCAUUUAUCUCACUUUCCUCUUUUGAGAAAACGAAAGAAGAAGAACCCGUCCAGUUAGCUCCAACGAACUUGUUUGUCGUUCUUUUGGAUUUUCUCCUCACCAAUCGCUUUCCAAGAUUUCCUUUGAAGCAAUGGGGAGCCAUAUGAGCAAGAGGACCCCUGAAACAUCAUAUGCAAUCAAUUUCAAUACUGAUAUGCAUUAUACAACCGAGCUGAGUUCAUAUGAAGCUGCCUGCAAGCUUGAUGCUGAUUUGCAAUCUUUCGACACAACACUUCAUGCUAGAACAAAUCAAGUCAUAAACACUCUUGCAGAUGGCGUUGACGUUCGAGCUCUUUCAUUUGUAUCUCUAAAACAAGUCACGGAGUGCCUUCUGGAGAUGAACCAGGAAGUUGUUAGAGUGAUUCUGGAAUGCAAGAAAGACAUAUGGAAGAGCCAAGAACUCUUUGAUCUAGUUGAAGAGUACUUCGAGAAUAGCUUACAGACUCUAGAUUUCUGUGCUGCGUUGGAGAAGUGCCUAAAGCGAGCUAGAGAUGGCCAGCUUCUUAUCCUGGUGGCUCUGCAACAAUUUGAGGAAGAAGCAGAGUUACGAGACAAUCGCUUUGUGAAAACACUACAAGAGCUCAAGAACUUCAAAGCAGCUGGUGACCCUUUUACUGAAGAGUUCUUUCAAAUCUUUCAGUCUGUUUAUAAGCAGCAAAUGGUAAUGCUUGAGAAGCUUCAAGUAAGAAAAAGCAAGAUUGAUAAGAAGCUCAAAUCUAUCCACACAUGGAGGAAGGUGACCAGUAUGAUAUUUGUUGCUACAUUUGCUGCCGUUCUGAUAUGCUCAGUUGUGGCAGCAGCCGUGGCUGCUCCACCGGUAGCGUCUGCUCUUGCUGCUGCAACAUCAAUCCCAAUUGGGACAAUGGGAAAAUGGAUUGAUUCUCUUUGGAAAAACUAUGAGAAUGCACUGAAGGGACAGAAGGAAGUGAUUAGCUCAAUCCAGGUAGGGACUUAUGUAGCAAUCAAGGACUUGGAUAAUAUCAGAGUUCUGGUUGAUAGAUUGGAGAUUCAGAUUGAGUCUUUACUGCGUAGUAUAGACUUUGCCAUUGAAGAAGAAGCAGUGAAGAUUGCAAUAGAGGAGAUUAAGAAGAAGCUUGGGGUGUUUAUGAAGAAUGUUGAAGAAUUAGGAGUCCAAGCUGAUGUGUGUAGCCGUGACAUAAGGAGGGCCAGGACUGUAGUUCUCCAGAGAAUCAUAAAGCAUCCUCACAAUUGAAGAUGAUCCAUCCUCAGAAUUCUAGUAAAUUUGAAUUUUCUUUCAUGUUCAAGGCAAUAAAAAGAAACUGGAUUUUAAUCUAUUCUUUCGGUAUGUUAAGGUAGCUGAAAUUGGUUGUUCAUUCACAGCAUUGUGGUUAUGAAAUGUAGAUUGUUUAAGAUUUUCAUUGAUUUUUGUUGUUGGUUCUUAGU
Molecule: messenger RNA, 1514 nt
Organism: Neltuma alba
Lineage: Eukaryota; Viridiplantae; Streptophyta; Magnoliopsida; Fabales; Fabaceae
Product: UPF0496 protein At4g34320-like
Exons: 2
Coding region: 202-1323 (373 amino acids)
Source: RefSeq, a predicted model, not a curated record